Messenger RNA from Seriola aureovittata, 7608 nucleotides. RefSeq names its product cyclin dependent kinase like 5 (gene cdkl5). Lineage: Eukaryota; Metazoa; Chordata; Actinopteri; Carangiformes; Carangidae. The record is from RefSeq and is a predicted model, not a curated record. Gene Ontology annotation, molecular function: protein kinase activity; ATP binding. The transcript has 21 exons. Bases 678 to 4112 code for a protein of 1144 amino acids. Gene Ontology annotation, biological process: positive regulation of axon extension; protein phosphorylation; regulation of dendrite development. Gene Ontology annotation, cellular component: nucleus; dendrite cytoplasm.
CUGUGUGUUAUUGGAGGAAGAUUGAUACCCGGCAUGUUUAAGAUUUAACAAAUUACGAGCUGGAUUCCUUUUCCAUCCAAGUUUUAUUUCAUCGCACCUCACAGUGGGUAUAAAAACCACUGCCGGAACGCGCCGACGUCCGCGCUCCUAUUGGCUGUCCGCAGCGUCGCUCAGAAGAAUGACGAUUUUGCUGCUAUAAGCAGCUGAUGCUGAGGCUACGAACACGGAGCCUCUGAAGAACUGUUGACGGUACAUGGAUACCCCUCAUCGGCGUUAUGCCUGCGGAUUUGGUCUCAUAUCCAUCCGGAGAAUAAGUACGGCUGUGCGGAGGUUUGGAUAGAAACACGAAACGUGAAACCUCAAGACAUGGAAUAGAGGGAGUUUGAAGACAACUGAAGCAACUUGAGUCAGAUCCAUAAAUAAAAGAAAGUGACAUUUAACACACAAAACAAAAAACGCAAGGCUGGAAGAGAGCUGUAGAGUGAGGAAGAGAGAAGCUGAAGAAGAAGAAGGAGAAGGAGAAGAGGAGUGAAGAUGGGGUGUGGUCAGACGCUUGCCACGUUUCUCCUGGACUCUACAGUUCUAUCCAUCAGCCGUCGGUCAAAGCAGGAGUCUCCUCGCUAAAACCCGAGCAGCACAUUUCACCUGCUGGAGGAGUCCCCACCCUUGGUGAUGUGAUGAAUAAGUUUGAAGUCCUUGGCAUUGUGGGAGAAGGAGCAUAUGGAGUGGUGCUCAAGUGCAGGCACAAGGAAACCAAUGAGCUGGUGGCCAUUAAGAAGUUCAAAGACAGCGAAGAAAAUGAGGAGGUCAAGGAGACAACUCUUCGGGAGCUGAAGAUGCUUCGGACACUGAAGCAGGACAACAUCGUGGAGCUGAAAGAGGCUUUUCGCAGGAGGGGGAAACUCUACCUUGUCUUUGAAUAUGUUGAGAGGAACAUGCUGGAGCUGUUAGAGGAACUGCCCAACGGUGCACCACCUGAUAAAGUCCGCAGCUACAUCUACCAGCUCAUCAAAGCCAUCAACUGGUGUCACAAGAAUGAGAUAGUACACAGAGAUAUAAAACCUGAGAACCUCCUCAUCAGCUCUGAGGAUGUUCUCAAACUCUGUGACUUUGGUUUUGCUCGUAACCUGUCUGAAGGAACAGAUGCCAACUACACUGAGUAUGUGGCCACAAGGUGGUACCGCUCACCUGAGCUGCUGCUGGGAGCUCCCUACGGAAAGGCAGUGGACAUGUGGUCGGUGGGGUGUAUCCUCGGGGAGCUGAGUGACGGACAGCCCUUGUUUCCAGGGGAAAGUGAGAUUGAUCAGCUCUUCACCAUUCAGAAGGUUUUGGGUCCACUCCCUGCAGAGCAGAUGAAACUCUUCUACAAUAACCCUCGAUUUCAUGGAAUCAGGUUUCCCUCAGUUACUCAUCCUCAGACUUUGGAGAGAAGGUACCAAGGCAUCUUGAGUGGUUUGAUGUUGGAUCUGAUGAAGAACCUGUUGCUGCUAAACCCCACUGAGCGCUUUUUGACCGAGCAGAGUUUGAACCAUCCAGCCUUCCAGCCUCUGAGGCAGGCAGAGAGAGAGAGGCCUCCUCCUGCAUCUCCCAACCCACCACGCUCCUCCAAGAGGAAAACACACCAUCAUGGGGAGAACACAGUUCCUACAAGGAGUCACAGUAAGAGCACGAGCCGUCGCUCCAACAGUAAAGAGUGUUCCAGCCUCCCUCGCCACGGAGACCUCCAUCACCUUGGCAACGAGAGUUUCCUCAAUGGUAACAAACCGGCCCCGUCCAGUUUAAGUCCUACACUCCACCCCAAGGGCCAGUACAUGUCCCAGACCCUCAAUCGCUCUGCCUCAUCCAACAAAGACCUGGCUAACAACAACCUGCCACACCUCCUCAGUCCCAAAGAAGCCAAAGGCAAGACAGAGUUUGAUUUCAGCUUGGGACCUUCCCCAAAGCUGUCGGACCAGGGGCAUGGGGCGAAGUACGGCCACAGCAAACCCAGCUCCUCUCGCUCUCAGCAGCAGCAGCAGCAGCAGCAGCAGGCCGUCCGCCACACCUUCCUGGAAAGCAAGACCAACACACUGCAGUCUGGAGCAGAGAAACAACAUGGCCGACAUGCCCACAGUAUGGCCGACUCUGCCCAUGGAUCCAUGUCGUCCUCUUCUAAGAGUUCAGCCUCUUAUCUCAGCCUGUCCAAGAGCCACAGCGCGCUGAGUGAUGCCAAAUCUGUAGGAAACCUCAGCGAUGGUCGACUCCACCCAGAUGACCCAAACUCCAACACAACAGCAGGGGUGGGACCCAGUGCCCGCUUUUUCCCUGCCAGCUGUUUAGACCUCAAUGCUCCUUCAGUUCCUCCAGGGCCGCCUGGCAGCCCCUCUGCCCGACACAGCGAUCGAUCCGGACACAGCCCCGCCUCUCGUAGCAGUGGCAAUGUCCGCAUGGAGAGCAGCACACUGGACUCCUCAUCCAGACACAAAUCCAGACAUAAACCUCUACCACCAGAGGAUGCUGGUGCUCCAGAGCUCUUAGACCCAGGAGGAGCAGGGAUGCCUUCAACUCACACUCUGCCUUCUCCACAUGAGUCUUAUCAUUACGGCCUGGGCUACACCUCGCCUUUCUCCUCUCAGCAACGGCCUCAACGCCACUCCAUGUACGUGAGGAGGGAGCGCCACCGGCCUCACGGGGUCGAGGGUGGGAUGGCGGGCUUGCCUGCACCAGGGCAGGUGAUACCGACACGAGCCAGCAGCCUGCAGCUCCUCUCCCCCCAGCUGCAGCACCGGACCACCCUCACUGGACACUCAGUGAGCUCUUCAAGAGAGGACUGCACUGAUGACAUGACAAGGAGUGAGCAGUCCCCUAAAGACAUGAGCCACCCUUGUGCCCCCAUCAAAGACUCUGCGAGGGACAACAAUGCUGCUUUUCAUACACAGCGCUCUAAAAACGAGGUUGGUAUGUACCACGACCCUCAUGGCGACGAUGGAGGUUCCUCCAAGGAGAACCGAAUGAUCUUCACUGAGUCCAUGCCUCGGAGAGUAGGCAGCUUCUACAGAGUCCCUUCACCCAGACCAGAUAACUCCUCCUCUUUCCAUGACGGUGUCGGGCAGGGUCGAGGGCCGGUCGUACCUGUUGUUCCAGGAGACCCUGUUGCUAUGGCCAACCACUCCAAACGCCAGACCGCUUUUGACUGGACUGCUGCAGAAGCGAUGGUCAUGAAUCCUCCAGAGCCCACCAAAGAGAAGGAAAAACAAGGCUUCUUCAGAGCCAUUAAAAAGAAAAAGAAGAAGACACAAAUAACUGACAUGGAGGACGGGAGGAACCCCAGCAUCAAGAAAAGUCUUUUCCCCCUCUUUAGCUCUAAGAAUAGCUUAAAGCACAACUCAGCUGUCAAAGUCCUACCUGUAGUCGCCUCGCCUAUGGUACAACACCAGCCUCCUGCGCCCUACCCUGCCUCACCAGUUACUGGUAUCGGACAAGAACACCUGUCCCUGCAGAGGAGCUCCAAGUCUUCCUCUCAUCACGGCAGCCGACGGAAAAACCGCGAGCGAUCCCGGGACAGAGACCGAGAACGAGAACAGAGCCGGGACCGAGACAGAGACAGAGAGAGAGAACGGGAAAGAGAAAGAGAGAGGGAAAGGGAGAGAGAGAGGGAAAGAGGGAGGGAGAGAGAGAGAGUCAAUGACUGGCCACCAGAAAAACCAGUGGACUCACACUCUCAGAGCCAACCACUCAAGUCACUCCGCAGGCUCCUUCACCUCUCACCUUCAUCCUCAAAUCAAGGACAGCCUCCUCCUCCUCCUCCUCCCGACCUGCGCUUCCAAGCCCCCCUCCCAAACCCCCAACAGCCUUCCUCCAAAGCGGGCUACCCUGAAGGUCGAGGGCAUGCCGAGAGCAGGGGGCACUCUGGGGUGAGCAGCACCGCCCAGGCCAAGAGUCGCAAGGCCAGCUACCCCCUCCCCGGACAGAUCGAGUCCAGCUGGCACGUGUCUGCUUUACAGCGGGCAGAGGGCGCUCAGUUCACCCCAGAACAGCUGGGCAUCAAACCGGGGCAGAACGGACCCACGUUUACCCGAGCCUCCCGCACCAGGAUGCCAAACCUCAACGACCUGAAGGAGACUGCGCUUUAAAAAAAUCCAACCCAAACCACACCACCUCUGAAAUGGCUCCAUCCUGAAAGCAUCUGCCCGACGCAGACAUCAUGGUACUGUAGUAAAAGUUUACAUGAAAGCCUAUUUCACUGGAUCAAGUCCUCAUUCGGAAACGUAGUUAUCUGUUGAUGCUCGUGUCUCUGAAAUCUACCAAGACUAGAUGUUGUCAGGCCAAACACAAACACCAGUAAACAGUGUCGUUUAGGGAAUCAGAAACAGGAAGGGGCCCACUCCCUUGUGGGAUGCCAGCACUGUAUCAGUUGUACAUUAUUCUCUCUCUACUUAACAACGUUAGAACAUCAGAAUAAGCUGAUCUUUCCUGACAAGGAGACACUGCCCAUGUGGCCUCUUUGCUGCCAUCUUCUGCUCACAGGACACUACUACAACACAUCUGACAGCCGCUGUCACACCGUGGCCAAUAAACUCAAAUGUUUUUCAAGCUCUGAUAUUUGAUAAGAAUAAAAAAAAAAAAGAAAGAUUUAUAUCAACAUUAUUUAUUAAAUAUUUAUUUGUUUUAAAUUCAAGGAUAUAAGCUAUAAAUGACACAGUAUGUAGGCUAUAUGGGAAUAUUAUAAGGUAAUAUAGAAUUAAAUGUGUAAUUGCAAGAGCUUUAGUUUCGACACAAAGAAAUGCAUAGAUAUUUAUGUGUUGAUAAUACAAUAUGUCACAAGGAAUAUUUAAUAAUGGUGAAUGUCCUUUUUUUUGUUCAAUUUGAUAUGUUAUUAACAGAUUUUCACAUUAUAUCAUGUUACUUUUACCCUUUUUUUCUGUUUGUUUCAUCAAAAUGUAAAGAAAUAUUGAUAAAUACUUGUUACCCAAAGUGGAAAAAAUGACACCUAGUACAAAUCUGCCCAUCACCCUCAUGACAUCAGUUCUGAAGUUUCGUGACUAGUCGGGCUAUUUGUCAACAGGGUUUGGUAGCAGAACAGCCAGAGUGAGACUGGUAGACUCUGUGCUUUACAUUGUCAGUUCACUUCAUGUCCCACUCUUGGUGUCAUCAUUUGAAAACGAGCCCCAUUUUCAGCUUUUCAGUUCUUUUAUCAGUGACAAAGGCUUUUCCAGCUCCAUGCUGCCAUGUUGGUUUUGUCUACAGCCUUAACAGCAAGUAAUCACCACACAGCCCUGGUGAAAAGUUAGCCUCUGAUACAACAUUUUUAAGUGUUUUAAGAUAGUAGGAGAGUACUCUGCAAAAAAGCAUACCUCACCUACAACCUUUAAGAUCUUAAAGGAUAAGUCUGGUCAUAUUCCAUGUGUUUGUUAUUGUGACAAAUUGAAAUCUAAAACCAACAGCGAAACAGGCUUCAAACAAGUUUUGUCUGUGGUGUAGCUUAUUGCUCUGUACCAUAGACCUCUACUGUUGUCCAAAAGCACAUCAGUGAGUUUAUUUUGAGCCACCACUUUGCUGCCAUAAAUACUUAGCAGAGCGCUAAAAUAGUCCCCAACAAAUACUAUAUUUAACGUUGGCCAGCUGUUUUAGGAAAUUAUUUAGAUUUUUUUAGCAAUGAAAGUUAUCAACACACAUGAUGAAAUCUGCCAAAAGUGACCUGUUUUUAAAGAUUUCUUUUUCAGUAAAAGCCGAUGGGCCUGGGACUGAGAGCCACAGACAGACAUUUUGAUUAAAGUAAAGUACAAAUACCACAACCUAAAAAUACUCCAUGACAAGUACAAGUGGAGCAUUCAGAAUCUACUUACAUAAGUUGAACCACAGAAGUGUUAUUUGUUAAUGUACUUUAAGUUUCAAAAGUAAAAGUAAAUGACUUCUAGGACUGAUAUUUCCUUAUACAAAUUAUUUGGCUAUCAAUAUUGUUGCAUCAGUGUAUAAGCCCCAUUUUCCUGUUGUCUAACAGGAUCGUUCCAGGUCAUCAUAAGUCUGAAGGGUCAUGAGAUGAUUCAUUUGAUAGAAAAUGAGAAAAAAAGUUCAGCUAAAUAAAUUUGUAUUUACUUUUUGUGAAUACAAUUUUGGAUCUUUGGGCCUCAAACAGUCAAGUAAAUUAAACGAUUGAGAACUUUGGAAAGAAAAGUCGCUCUUUACUUAAAAUACUAACAACUCAUAGACAUAUAGACAAAUGUAGGCACUUUUUAUAGGCACCGCUUUUGUAAGGGGUCAUACACAAAUAAGGUUACUGUUUCAGUCUUUAACAAUAUAUUGUAUUUAUUAAAGACCAUCACAUGAUUUUUUAUGUAAAAUCUUAAUCUGAAUUUAUUACUCGUGUUGUCAAAUGAUUGUAGGAGAGUAGAAGUAUAAUAUCAUAUAAAAUGCAAAUACUCGAGCAAAGUGCAAGUACCUCAAAGUUGUACUUACGUACAGUAAAUGUACUUAGUUACAUUCCACCACUGGCUGGUUUCAGUCUUUACAUGGGACUUUGUCGACAAUAAGAAAAAUAUGAAAUAACACCAGAUGUAUCCUUUAAUGUUUGUUUACAUUUUCUGUGUGCAUUUUAAAAUCUUGUGUUAGCAAAGUUUUUGUAAAUGCCUUUUGUAAAUCUGAAUUUCAUUUUGCAUUACUAGUUUUCUUUUCAACAUCAACAGUCACGAUCAGGGAUGAUUUUACUUAACUCAGUUGUUCAUAAAAGCAUUUACUUGUUGUCUACUGACCUGUGGAUGAUUAAAAAAAACUGAGUUCUGUAGAACAAAACACUAUUUGUGGCCUAGGCAAAGUAUACUGCAUAGUUUUUCUUCCAAUUUCACUUGUAUCCUCUGAGGAUGGAUGCAUUUGUGCAAAAUUCAAAACAUCUGUGGACUGAAGAGAGAAUUUGAAAAUUGUAUGUUUUAUUCCUCUGUCGAAUGGAUGAAAAAAACAACAUCAACAAAAACAAAAACAAAAAAACACAAAAAAAAAACAAAUGAACCAAUUGACUACAUGGCUGAUUGAAAGCAAUAAUAUUCAGAAGGAGACUCAGACUGAUGCAGAUUGUACUAGCCAAAUCAGUGGCUGGUUAAAUUGGAGCCAAAUAUAGCACAGACAAGGAUUUUCAGCAGGAGACUGUGAUUAAUGCAAGAGAAGUGUCCACAUAUAAUAUCAAGACAUUGCUCUGCAAUACAUUUUUUAUUUUCAAUUUGUCCUUGAACAUGAUGCAGGGCAGGUAAAACUGCCCCAUGUUGUGUAUUAUGGAAAAUCCUGGUUGCUAAUGAUUGUAAAUGACUGCUGACGUGGGUUUGUUUAUAUCAUUAAUGCGACAGAGUGAUGACAAAGCUUGCCUUGCCAGUGACCUGAAGCCUUACAUUAGCUUACUCACUCCAAAUGGAAAUUGAGGCUUCAACCCCCAGCAAGUCACAUACACUGAGAACUGAGACGAGAAAAAUACGAAUUUUGUUCACAAAUAUGAAUGUGUUUCGUAAAACAUCAGUUCUUUUUUCAUUUUAGCCGUUUCCCACUUCUUACAGGGUGUAAAUAGAAAUAAUAGAGUGUAUCUAUACUGACCAUUCUAACUUUAAAAAUGAUAGGGUCUCAUAAUAAAAGCCAACUGUACAUUUU